Molecule: messenger RNA, 561 nt
Organism: Lactuca saligna
Lineage: Eukaryota; Viridiplantae; Streptophyta; Magnoliopsida; Asterales; Asteraceae
Source: the annotation of a GenBank genome assembly
AUGGGUAGUGGGUACUUCCCGGAUCGCAAUAUUUCAUCCUUCUUUGGUCAAAAUGUUGACUUUCAGCCUGCCCGAGACUGCCCGAGAAACUUUAUUAUUUUUGACCGGACAGAUAACCAAAGUAGGAUCGUGUACCAUCCUGAUACUACUACUACUACUUCUACUAUGCCAGUGCGAAAAGACGAAAAUGCCCCUGGAGUUAUGAAUGAAGAUUUAGCUGAUAUAGACGCGUUGUUGAGCUUGGAGGAUGAAGAGGAGGAAUAUGAAGAGGGUGAUGACGUCAGCACGGGGCGUACAGGUGGAUAUGAUGGAAGUGACACGUCAGAUACUUGCUCUUCGAGCAGGAGAAACGGUGGGCCAGGGGUAUUUUCGGGAUAUGAGGUGAAAGAUAGUGAAAGAAAGAGGGAUAAGAUGAAGAAGAUGGUGAAGUCUCUUAAGGGAAUUGUGCCUGGUGUUAAUGGAGGAAUGAAUACUGUUGAUGUUCUUGAUGAAGCUGUUAAGUAUCUCAAGUCGUUGAAAGUUGAAGCUCAAAAGAUGGGGUUUGGAGAUUUCCAGGGGUGA